Messenger RNA from Notolabrus celidotus (New Zealand spotty), 3311 nucleotides. RefSeq names its product rho GTPase-activating protein 22-like. The record is from RefSeq and is a predicted model, not a curated record. Gene Ontology annotation, cellular component: focal adhesion. NCBI's taxonomy places the organism in Eukaryota, Metazoa, Chordata, Actinopteri, Labriformes, Labridae. Gene Ontology annotation, molecular function: GTPase activator activity. Gene Ontology annotation, biological process: activation of GTPase activity; signal transduction. The coding region runs from base 196 to 2133 and encodes 645 amino acids. The transcript has 7 exons.
AGAGGCUCUGUCUCUCGCUUCUCGGUCCAGAAUAGAUCUGUCGCCAGUUUAUAGGCCCGUCAUUAACAGCAGCAGGGCGGUCACAACACACUGACCUCCGUCAGCUGCUGUCAGCCUCCACUCCUUCACCAGUUCCUUCAACUGAAGCUUGUUGAGCAGGAGUUAGUAAAUGCGGAAUUAAUAUUGGUGAGACAAAUGCCUGAACCGGAAUGGAUAAACUUGGUGAAAUGUGGGUUUGGGAUGUACGAGAAGCGCGCCCUGCUGCUGUGUAGCUCCUGUUCGGUGAAUUACUAUGAUUACAGCGAGCUGUCAACCAGCUGCGACUGCUGCAGCCAAUCAACAGGGAUAUUUGGUCAGCGUUUGGAAGACACGGUGCAGUACGAGAGGAAGUUUGGCCCCCGGCUGGCACCCCUGCUGGUGGAGCAGUGUGUGGACUUCAUCAGGGAGAGAGGUUUGGAUGAGGAGGGUCUCUUCCGGAUGCCAGGGCAGGCCAACCUGGUGAAAGAGCUGCAGGAGGCCUUUGACUGCGGCGAUAAACCUCUGUUUGACAGUAAUACUGAAGUCCACACGGUGGCAUCCUUGCUGAAGCUGUAUCUGCGAGAGUUGCCUGAACCAGUCAUUCCCUUCUCCAAAUAUGAAGACUUUCUAACCUGUGCACAGCUUUUGGCCAAGAUGAGGAGGAGGUAUGGGAUCCAGGAGCUCGGAAGACAAGUCAGCACUCUACCUCUACCUAACUACAAUCUCCUCAAGUACAUAUGCAAAUUCCUUGAUGAGGUGCAGUCUCACUGUCAUGAGAACAAGAUGGGUGUUCAGAACCUCGCCACAGUAUUUGGACCAAAUAUCCUUCGACCCAAGAUGGAGGACCCGGUCACCAUCAUGGAAGGUACCUCUUUAGUCCAGCACCUGAUGACAAUCCUCAUCAGGGAACACAUACGAUUAUACUCAGGGAGGGACCAGGAGGGACCCACAGCACCCCAAACAGAGCUCCCUGUACAGGGGCAUCAGCUCCAGCAUCGUAGUCUGGGAGCAUGGAUCUCAGAGGAAGACCUCCAGAGCUGCCCAGUCUCCAACCCAGACCAAGAAAUGCACAGCAGUGCCUCAUCUCUAGAUGCAAAACUGUGUGCAGCUGUAACUCCCACCCAGACCCCUAACCUGAACCCUGGACCAAAACUGGGUCUCCGUCAGGGAAGUAGAGACAGUGGUCAGCCCAGCAAACAAGGCAAGGCCAUUCCUUCCUGGAAAUACUCCUUCAAAAGCUCGUCUGCGCCUCGCUCACAGCAACAAGCCACAGGGCAGCAGUGGGGUCUGUGGCUGAUGUUACUAGUGUGUCCUCGGGUGGGGAGGAAGUGGAGGUGGUGGAGGUGUAACUGGCUCAUGAAUGGUUUGUCCUCCUUAAGGGGGCACCGGCGCACCUCAUCAGGCGAGCGGUCUGCUCGUGAUCGAGACUCCACAGGAUCCUCGCAGAGACUGUCCACAUAUGAUAACGUCACCUCUUCCUCCAGCAUGGGGAGUGUUCCCAGUGUAGCUAGCACACCCUGGUCCACCUCCUCCUGUGAAAUCUCUGUCCCUGACUCGGCAAGCGACCCCUCUGCCAAUCAGAACUGUGGAGUCGUUAGUGACAGCGGGGAAAAGGGGGAGUGGAUUGAGAGCCAGCAGGAAAUAGACAAUGGAAGGGAUGGAGGGAUGACGACAGAGCCGAGUUCUGAGCAGGACAGCUGUGAAGCCAUGGAACUUUGCAGUAGCAGUGCAGCUUGUAGUGAAAAUGGAAACACAGCCGUGGCAGCCGGGGUGCCGUCAAUUAUCAUGUCUGAGGAUGGAGAUGGAACAAAUCUAACACUGAGCAGCCUGGUGGAGGGACUGAAGGAUGAGUUGAGGAAACAGAAGACGACAUACGAAACCAGGAUCCAAAAAUUGGAGGAGUCCAGCGCUGCUCUGUGUGCACAGAUGGAGCGUCUGGAACAAGAGAUGGAGCAGGAAAAGAAAAAGCAACGCAUGCUAGAGAUCAAACUCCGAAACUCGGAGCGGGCACGGGAGGAUGCAGAGAACCGCAACCGGCUUCUGGAGAAAGAGAUGGAGGAUUUCUUUUCUACACUAGGAGAUCUAGCAUUGGGAGCAAGGACUAGUGACAUUUGACACAGCGGGGCCACUUCACUAUGCGUGGCAGGAUUUUAAUUUGAGGGAUUUGGUCUCUCUCAAGGGCUCAUGUCCUCCUCGGGCGAAUGAAUGAAGAAGACAGAGCAACCGGCCAAACAAACUGGAGAUGAUAAAAGAAAUCCAGAAGAACCAAACGUCUUAGUGGGAGUGACUGUACUGUAGUCCGUGUCAGAAUCUUAACUGAGAACAAAGCAGCUCUGGCUGCACGCAUGCUUGAAAUGGAGCGUUCUUGUUGUUUCACUCCAUGAAGAGUCCAGGGUUUGUCUUGUGGAGGCAGUAUUUUAACAUUUCAGGUGCCUGUAUGUAAUGAUGUAAUGUGUAACUUCUUUGACAUUCUCUAGACUGGAGAGCACUGACUUCCUCAAACACUACUUGAUCACAACAUUACAUGAAUGGAUUUCUUACUUGAGAUCUAUUGGAGUCAUUACUGUUGAAUGCAGACAGCUGGCUGAUAUGUAUCUCUGAUAUUUAUCUUUAAGUACUAUGUUUAGCAAAAUCGAAUAUCUUACAGAGAGAGAUUUUAAAUUUGAUACCUCUUUCAUUAGCUCCACUCAGCAGCUUGUUAGCUUAGCUUAACAUAGAGUUAAAAAAAACAAUGGGAAACCAGUCUAGCACAAGUUAACACCCAGAGAUUACUUAUGCUACUGGUUGUUGUAGUUGUAUGAAGCAGUGAUUAGAACUACAAGCCUUUUUCUAUCAUGUUAAGCUAAGCUACAACAAACAGUUGUGUGUCCUGCAGAGAUUGGUAUCAUUUUUUCUCUAAGCAAGAAAUUAAAUGAAUGCAUUCCGUAACAUGUCACACAACACUUUUAACUGUCAGUUCAACCACAUUUAAAAAAACUAUUUUUCGUCUACCUGUUGCAAGCAAUGCAAAUUACCAAAACCAUCAACUUUAACAUUUCAAAGAAGAGAUUUAGCUGUGUUGGAUUUUUCAGCUUUGCUCCAAUUCGUAAAAAGAAAAUAUCAUGAUUUUAUUAGCUCGCUAACUGACGUCUAUAUGGAAAAAGAUUAGUGACACUGAAAAAAUAUUUGUUUUGGAGGGUGGGCGAGCAAAAAAUAAAUAAAUUCAAGUGUAAUUGUUUUUUAAAUUCUGGGAUUAGAAUUAGAAUUCUGACUUUAAUCUCAAAAUUCUGAGAAAAAUGUUAGAAAUUUGGAGG